CACGCACACACACGUAUAUAAACCGCCAUUGACGAGCGCCUCUAGGGUUUCUUCUUGCAGCUGCCGCUCCGGUCUUCUUCAACCUCUCUCCAAACUUCCUCCAGAGGCCGGACAACGCCUACUCAGCCGCCAUGGGGAAGACACGUGGUAUGGGAUCUGGUCGCAAAUUGAAGUCUCACCGAAGGAGGCAGAGAUGGGCUGACAAGUCAUACAAGAAAUCUCAUCUUGGCAAUGAGUGGAAGAAGCCAUUUGCUGGGUCUUCUCAUGCCAAGGGCAUUGUCCUUGAGAAGAUAGGUAUUGAGGCUAAGCAGCCUAACUCUGCCAUUAGAAAAUGUGCCAGAGUUCAGCUUAUCAAAAACGGGAAGAAGAUAGCUGCUUUCGUGCCCAACGAUGGUUGCCUUAACUACAUUGAGGAAAAUGACGAAGUCUUGAUUGCCGGUUUUGGCCGAAAGGGUCAUGCUGUGGGAGAUAUUCCUGGUGUCAGGUUCAAGGUCGUGAAGGUCUCCGGUGUGUCCCUCCUGGCCCUUUUCAAGGAAAAGAAGGAGAAGCCUCGGUCUUAAGUUUGAAUUUUGGCUUUUGCCCAUGAUGUCAGUUUAAAAGCUUUAUUACAUUUUGGGAUGUUACUUUCAAUUUUGAUUUGGGCCUUUUGAACGAUCCGUGAUCACUCACCUAGGUUAUUGCACCGGUUU
Syzygium oleosum is the source of this 689-nucleotide messenger RNA. RefSeq names its product 40S ribosomal protein S23-like. The record is from RefSeq and is a predicted model, not a curated record. Bases 132 to 560 code for a protein of 142 amino acids. Gene Ontology annotation, cellular component: ribosome; cytosolic small ribosomal subunit. The transcript has 4 exons. NCBI's taxonomy places the organism in Eukaryota, Viridiplantae, Streptophyta, Magnoliopsida, Myrtales, Myrtaceae. Gene Ontology annotation, biological process: translation. Gene Ontology annotation, molecular function: structural constituent of ribosome.